GUCUAGCUUGUUUUGUCGUUCCCUCUCUCCAUAAUUCUCUUGCUUUUCAGUGUUCUUUACUUGCUGUGCGCGUGCACGUGCGCAUUGCUUAUUGUAUUCGGCCAAUUGACAAUGGGCAUUUUGCGACUUUAUGAUGAAGCAGUAUUUGAUGCUGCUGAUAAGCAGCGCAUACUGCAGCGCCUGCAGAGCGUCGAUAAGGACUUGGUGUCGGUGCGAAUGGAGCGUUGCUAUCACUUAGAGUAUGAUAAGGCGUUGUGCCCCUAUCCUUUGGCAUUGGAACAAUUGAUGCAAUGGCUGGUUAGGCAGCCGCUGCAAAAGAUCAGCAGUCUCGAAGAGAAGACAAAACUUCAGCUGGAAAAUAGUAAAUUCGAAAUGCUGGUGGAGAUUGGGCCACGCUUCAAUUUCUCCACACCCUACUCAACCAACUGUGUGAACAUAUUUCAUAAUCUCGGCUACACAGAGGUGCGUCGCAUGGAAAACUCGACGCGUUAUCUGUUGCGCUUUGCCACAGACGCAACCAGAGAGGUUUCUAACUAUGUGGCUCUCCUUGGGGACCGGAUGACCCAUUGCCAAUAUACUGCAGCGAAUACGCCGCGCGAAAGCUUCGACGAACAGCUGCCGGCAAAGCAGGCCGCCUGGCAUUAUGUGCCAAUGCUUGCCGAAGGACGUGCUGCACUGGAGCGCAUUAAUCAAGAGUUGGGCUUGGCAUUUACCGAUUAUGACUUGGACUACUAUUACGAUUUGUUCUGCAAGAUACUGAAGCGAGAUCCCACCACAGUGGAGCUUUUCGAUUGCGCCCAGAGCAAUAGCGAGCACUCCAGGCAUUGGUUCUUUCGCGGACGCAUGGUGCUCGAGGGCCAGGAGCUGCCCAGCUCUCUAAUCAAACUCAUCAUGGACACUCAGAAGAAUACGAAUCCGAAUAAUACAAUUAAAUUCAGUGACAAUAGUAGCGCCAUUGUGGGAUUCGAGCAUGAUGCACUGCAGCCGCGACUCGUUAGUGAGCCUGGAAUUGUGGAAUUAAAGCGCGUUGAGUCGGAUUUGAUAUUCACCGCCGAGACGCAUAAUAUGCCCACAGCUGUAGCACCGUUCAGUGGCGCCACCACAGGUACCGGUGGCCGUCUGCGUGAUGUCCAGGGCGUGGGUCGUGGUGGCUUGCCCAUUGCUGGCACUGCCGGCUACUGUGUGGGCGCCCUGAAUAUACCCGGUUACAGUCAGCCCUAUGAGCCGGUUGGCCUGAAGUAUCCGGGUUCCUUUGCUCCGCCUCUGCAGGUGCUCAUCGAGGCGAGCGACGGCGCAUCGGAUUAUGGCAACAAGUUUGGAGAGCCGCUGAUCAAUGGUUUUACAAUCUCCUAUGGCUUGUUUAAUGCAGCGGAGCCCAGUAUUCGGGAGGAGUAUGUGAAGCCCAUUAUGUUCAGUGGAGGAUUGGGCACGAUGCCCGCCUCAAUGCGUAAAAAAAUAACGCCCGAACGUGGCCAUCUGCUGGCCAAGAUCGGCGGGCCAGUCUAUCGCAUUGGAGUGGGCGGUGGCGCUGCCAGCUCCGUUGAGGUUCAAGGCUCUGGAGAUGCCGAACUGGAUUUCAAUGCUGUGCAACGUGGCGAUCCGGAAAUGGAGAAUAAAUUGAAUCGUGUUGUGCGCGCCUGCAUUGAGCUAGGCCCACGGAAUCCCAUCUUGGCCAUCCACGAUCAAGGCGCUGGCGGCAAUGGAAAUGUGUUGAAGGAGCUGGUAGAGCCAGGAUUUGCUGGUGCUAUCAUCUUCUCGAAGGAAUUCAAACUGGGUGACCCAACCAUAACGGCUCUGGAGCUGUGGGGCGCUGAAUAUCAAGAGAACGAUGCCAUACUCUGCAACCCAGACGAUCGCAAGUUGUUGGAGACGAUCUGUGCACGUGAACGUUGCCCCAUCAGCUUCGUGGGCGUUGUCACUGGCGAUGGUCGCGUCACCUUGGUGGAGCAAGCGGCGCCAAAGGAUAUGCAGGAGGUUCUGCUGCCGGAGGUGCGCGAAAGCUUUGGAAAAUCACCAUUUGAUUUGGAAUUGUCGAGCGUAUUGGGUGAAUUGCCUAAGCGCACCUAUGAGCUGGAAGCCAUACCCAUUCCCAGCAAGGAAUUGCAACUGCCAGCAGCGCUGGAGUUGUCAGACGCCUUGGAGCGGGUGUUAAGCAUCGUGGCGGUGGGCAGCAAACGUUUCCUCACCAACAAGGUGGAUCGCUGUGUGGGCGGGCUCAUUGUGCAGCAGCAGUGCGUGGGUCCAUUGCAGGCACCACUCUCGGACUAUGCCCUGACAACUGUAUCGCAUUUUAGCCACUCGGGCAUAGCCACCUCCAUAGGCACACAGCCCAUUAUGGGUCUGCUCAGUCCCGUUGCCAUGGCUCACAUGUGCGUGGCCGAGGCGCUCAGCAAUCUGGUCUUUGUGAAGAUUAGCGACCUGGCAGACAUCAAGUGCUCGGGCAAUUGGAUGUGGGCAGCCAAAUUGCCCGGCGAAGGCUAUAAGAUGUACGAAGCUUGUCUGGCGCUCAGCACUUUGCUGCAGGAGCUGCGCGUUGGUAUCGAUGGCGGCAAGGAUUCCCUUUCGAUGGCUGCUAAAGUAGAUGGCGAGGUAAUCAAAUCACCUGGCACACUUGUGCUCUCCACUUAUGCCCCCUGUCCGGAUGUGCGCGUGCGCAUAACACCCGAUCUCAAGGGUCCGGCAAGGGGCAAAUCGAGCGCUUUGCUCUGGAUCAACAUAGAGCAAUGUGCUCGACUGGGUGGCUCAGCAUUGGCCCAAGCCUAUGCCCAGCAGGGCAAAACGACGCCCAAUAUGGAGCGUACAAAAGCGUUGAGCGAUGCUUUCCAGAUCACGCAAAGCCUGUUGGGAGAAGGUGCUCUGCUGGCUGGUCACGAUGUUAGCGAUGGCGGCCUCAUUGUUUGCCUGCUGGAGAUGGCCAUUGGUGGUCUGAGUGGUCUGGAGGUGGACAUUAAGGAGGCCGUUGCUGGCAUCUCUGAAUACGAUGCAGUGAGUGACAUAAUUGGCUUUGAUAUGUGUCUCCUGUUCAGCGAGGAAUGCGGCUGGGUUUUGGAGGUAGAUGAAACCGAAUUGAAGGCAGUGCGCUCACGCUUCCAGGCUGCAGGUGUGCCCAAUUACUACUUGGGUCGAGCGACUGGCUUUAAUUUGGAUGUGGCUCAGGUGCUCAUUAAGAACGGGGACAAAACUCUGCUGGCCAAGCCACUGCUUCAGCUUUAUAAGCAAUGGGAACGUACCAGCUAUGAACUGGAGAAGCUGCAGGCAAAUGUGGAGUGUGUAAAAUCGGAAUACGAAAGCCUCAGUUACCGACGGGCUCCAGAAUAUAAGGCACCUGCUCAAUUGCAAGCGGAGCUCGUGUUGAAGCGAUGCACUCAGCCCAUACGCGUGGCUGUGCUGCGCGAGGAGGGCGUCAAUAGCGAAAGGGAAAUGAUGGCCAGUCUGCUGCGCGCCAAUUUCGAGGUGCAUGAUGUCACCAUGUCGGAUCUGCUAUCAUGCAAGACGACUCUGUCGAAAUAUCGUGGAAUCGUCUUUCCCGGUGGCUUUAGCUACGCGGACACCUUGGGCUCUGCCAAGGGCUGGGCAGCUAAUAUAUUGCAUAGUGGUCUGCUGCAGCCCCAAUUUGAUGCAUUCAAGAAACGUGAGGAUGUCUUCUCGCUGGGCAUCUGCAAUGGCUGUCAGCUGAUGACAUUGAUUGAUUUUGUGGGCAGCAUCAAAGCUGAGGAUGAAUCUCCGGUGUUGCCUCAGCUGGCGCUGCUGCAGAAUCGUUCGCAGCGCUUCGAGUGCCGUUGGUCCACGGUUCGCAUACCGCCGAAUCGUUCGAUAAUGCUGAGCAAUAUGGAGGAUUUGGUGUUGGGCUGCUGGGUGGCCCAUGGCGAGGGACGCUUUGCAUUCCAAGAUGAACAGCUGCUCGAGCAGUUGCAGAGCGAAAAGUUGGUAACGCUGCAAUACGUGGAUGAUACGGGUGUGCCCACCGAACUGUAUCCCAUGAAUCCCAAUGGCAGUCCGAAGGGAAUUGCUGGCCUCUGUUCGCCCGAUGGCCGUCAUUUGGCAUUGAUGCCGCAUCCGGAGAGAUGCAGUGCCAUGUAUCAAUGGCCAUAUGUGCCGCCCGGCUUCGAGGUACCCGCCACACAGGUCGAGAGUCCCUGGCAACUCAUGUUUAACAAUGCCUACAAAUGGUGCACUGCAUCGCAGGAUGACUCCGCCUAAAGUAAUUGGCAAAACGUAUGAUACAGGACAUAAACAUUUUCAAAACAAAUCAUCUACUACAUUUAUUGGGAUUUGACAUUCCAACAAUGCGAUUAACUAUAACUAUAUUUCUAUAUCCCAAAUGAGAUUUAUAUAUAAUCAAAUUAUAUAUCAAUUAAGACAGGAUUACUGUUCAGUUGCCCAAAGACUGUCUUAAUUGACCCUUUCAUGCCUUUUCAUACUAUUAUAUAUUCCAUGCUAUUAUUCUUACAUUUAAAAACUCAUUUGAAUCUAGAUUCAAGCAGCUUUUCUUUUUGCAAUCAUAUAUUAAUUCCUAAUUUAAAAUUUUUGAUAUUCAAUUAGUAUAUUGCCUAUAUUAAUUAAAUAUUAAUUAUUGACUACUUAUUUUAUGCAGUUUUUCCCAGAUACUCUAUAUUCAUUCAAUAAAAUAUUAAAAUUCCAUCUCAUUUCAAGCAUAA
This is a messenger RNA of Drosophila mojavensis, 4658 nucleotides long. RefSeq names its product phosphoribosylformylglycinamidine synthase (gene Pfas). Lineage: Eukaryota; Metazoa; Arthropoda; Insecta; Diptera; Drosophilidae. Gene Ontology annotation, biological process: 'de novo' IMP biosynthetic process. The transcript is spliced from 4 exons. The coding region runs from base 112 to 4200 and encodes 1362 amino acids. The record is from RefSeq and is a predicted model, not a curated record. Gene Ontology annotation, molecular function: phosphoribosylformylglycinamidine synthase activity.